Molecule: messenger RNA, 1659 nt
Organism: Suillus subaureus
Lineage: Eukaryota; Fungi; Basidiomycota; Agaricomycetes; Boletales; Suillaceae
Exons: 4
Coding region: 1-1659 (552 amino acids)
Molecular function (GO): protein binding
Source: RefSeq, a predicted model, not a curated record
AUGGCGGUCGAAUUUUUCUCCCUUCCUGCAGAGUUAAUAUGCCACAUCCUAUUAUUCCUUGCUCCAAAGGAUAUCAGUCACUGUGCAAUGACCUGCAAAACCUUUUGGAAUGUGGCCCAGAAUUCUGUAGACAUUCAAUACAAGCUUGAGCUUUACGCUCAGGGCCUCACUGAGACCGCUACUCUGGACUCGAUCAGUCUUUCCAGAAAGAUGUCCUUACUCGAGAAAUUGACAUCAUUGUGGCGGUCCGAGUUUCAUUUGAACACCGUCUUUGAUAAGGCAGUGGUUGCUGCUGCCAUCGACGGACUUCCCCCAUGGCUGCAAUAUUCAUCAUGGACACAAUCCGUGAAGUGUGGCCUGUGGUGGAUGUCGACACAUGGCGGCCUCUUCAUUCGAGACUGUAACAGAAUUCCCAACCUUUCCCGGACGUGGCUCAAACACAGCCUAUUGUCUCCGGACCAGCCGCCGAUUCGUCUUACUGUUGACCCUUUGCAGGAUCUCGUGGUCUUAGUUUUCUCGACUGUUUUUGUCGAUGUGGCCGACACCGAAGAAGAUCACCAUGUCUUUUGGGUGGAGUUUCGGUUAGCUUCAUCCCAGAAUCCCCAUCCGCAUUCUGUUUGCAUUUCCUUGGAGUGCACGCAUACUUUUGAUGCGCCUGGUUUGUAUCAUGUCUUUGUGACAGCGCCUUCGAUCUGUGGUGAUCGUGUAUUUAUCUACUAUUACUUGAAAAACAUGGAGAACAUGACUGUCUCCACCACCUUCAUACAAAUAAUUGAUUGGAGGAAGGGAUAUGCAAAGAGGUGUCUUUUACUAGGCGGACUAGAUAAUCUGCAACAAGUCCACGCAGUCAACCAAAGGACGAUUGUUGACUUUGGCUUGAACUCUUUAACCGUGUACACAUUACAGGAACUGGAUGGGUCACUGCAUCCCCGGCUCACGUAUCUCCUUCCGAAGUGUCGUCAAUCAGACAUGCGAUUCACGGUUGUUCAUGCCAGCCCAUCGUUCUGUGGUACAGCUGCUUGCACAGAUCUUAUGCCCGGCCAUGUGCCCUCUCCAGAAUCACAAAUCUUGGUUUUAGAGUUUCUUUCAGGCCCACAAUGGCGCCCACUGUCUGUCAUUCUAGUCAUUGAUAUGAUCAUCUUUUCUGGAAUGGCUUUGCAGUCGGAGACGCAUGUCCAAAUUCCGUGGUCGGAAUGGGGACCCCAGCACACGUGUUGCUUUCCGCACGACCGAACCCACCAAAUUAGUGUGUUCGGUAGCAAAAUAGCCUAUGUCCUCCCUCAAGAUCAUACCCCUGAACCUGGACAAAGACUAGAAGAACUUCCCGACGAGGGUCACUUCUACAUCCACAUCUGGGACUUUAAUACGCGACUCAUUACUCGUUCAAAACAUAUCUACAAUCCUGACUCAUCAGACCUCCCCAUUCGCAAACCUGGUGUGGUAACCCAGUCGUGCUUUGAUGAAGAAAUCAUCUCGAAUCAUCCUUACACUGCUAUUGCCUACCGUACACCUUUUCCAACGAAUGGCUUCCGCAAGUUGUUUUUGGAACAGGAUCGUCUAACUUUAAUAUGGUCACGAAUUGGCGCGGUUGAUAUUCAGGUCGUCUCCCCUGCACAGACCGAGGUUGGGUCUGUAAAUGUAUUUGUAGACGAAUUAUGA